Messenger RNA from Cryptococcus deneoformans JEC21, 3100 nucleotides. RefSeq lists its product as hypothetical. Bases 443 to 2959 code for a protein of 838 amino acids. The transcript is spliced from 16 exons. The record is from RefSeq and is a predicted model, not a curated record. NCBI's taxonomy places the organism in Eukaryota, Fungi, Basidiomycota, Tremellomycetes, Tremellales, Cryptococcaceae.
GUGCCAAACAAGGACUUCCGGUAGGACCGCGGCCUUGUCCUGUUAUUCCCCAAGACGGAGGCAUGCUGGCAGCUCGAAGCCCCAAGGCCAGCAUAAAUCACGGCGCAAUCAAAACACAGGCAAACUCGACAGUGCAGCACAGUCGCAACAGCCAGCCACGUUCGACCAUUCACAAGCACGUUCAUGCCGCCCUUUGUCAGCCGCAAUGCACCCUGCUGCUAUGCCUGCCGCUAGUUUGCCCGGCACAUUUGCUAGCCGCCAGUGGAGGUCCGCAUCCGGUGGGUCUGAGCUAGCAGUACUAAUCCUUCACCCGUUCAUCGAGCCACGUCCCAUACUUAUAGGCUGGCGAGUCAGAAUGCAUGUCUGUCCCUGAUCCUAUUCUUUUCUUGUAUUGAGGCAAUUUUCAGACGCAUAGGCCAUUCUAAUCUUCUAGACUGGCAUCAUGGCUAUCGUCCUCGCCACGGCUCAUUCCGGGUCUAUCGCCUUACCGCACAUACUUCUCAUUCUUUCGGCCGGCGCGAUGAUCCUCUAUCUACAACCACUCAAAUCUCUGCUCACCACCUUGGUCCCUCUUUCCCGAUCUUCCUUGGGCUAUGCUCUCGUCUUCCUCUCUUCUAUAGCCCUUACCCUUGGCCUGUGGCCAGCCCUGCACAUUCCGCUCAGGUUCAUGUACAAUUGCUUCUUCAAGCCCUUUUUACACCGUGGUAGUCGAGACCAGAAAGACCACCUCGAGGCGUUUUACGCCGGGCAAGCCGAUUUAUAUGACACGACACGCUCCCAGCUCCUCAAGGGUAGAGAGACCAUGCUUCAGCUGUUGGCUGCCCAUCUCAAAGCUCAGCCUAUGGUGAGGCUUCCCGUUAGUGCACCCUCCAAACCGAGGAUAUGGGUGGAUUUGGGAGGCGGUACCGGUUGGAACAUUGAAAAGAUGGAUGAGUAUCUUCCAUUGACCUACUUUGAUGCGAUAUACAUCAUCGACCUAUGUGAACCCCUCUUGGAAGUGGCCAGGGCCAGAAUCAAGGCAAGGGGGUGGAAGAAUGUCCACGUCUUGUGCCAAGAUGCUAGUAGGUUUGUUUUGCCAGAGUGGGAGAGCGGGGCAGUGGAUCCGAGGGGAAGUCUGACGGCGAUCACCAUGAGCUAUUCGCUCUCCAUGAUACCUCCCUUUUACCAAGUCUUGGAUAGAUGUGAUCAAGUUCUUGAUACUCAAAGGGGAUUGAUGGCCGUUGUCGACUUUUACACUUCGCGAGAAGUAGGUAACAAGGAACGCGCAAUCGGUACAGCGAGCAAACGUGUAUCUUGGUUCUCAAAAUGGUUCUGGGAGUGCUGGUUCGACCUCGAUGGCGUUCAUCUUCACGGGUCUCGACGAGAGUACCUGGAAUACAAAAUGGGCACCAUCAAGACGUACAAUGCGCGGAACAACUUUUUGAACACUUGGUUCAUACAAAUCCCCUACUAUGUCUUCUUGGGUUGCUCACGACAACGAGAUGCUUCUGCGUCCGCCAAAUCGUUUACUUUGGAAGCCGGUAAUCGUCUCGGCCAAAGCGACCUCGGCCUCCUCACCCCUACCUCGCCUUUUACCAACUCUCCAUCUGUAUUUGGCUCUCCUUCACCCAUGCUGGAAAUGCCAGAAUUAGUUCUAGGACCGAGUGCGGCACAGGCGACUCAAACAAUUUUUGAAGUCGGUGCUCCUCUAAGCCCGUUUCACUACCAUCUGAGAAAGGCAUGGAGGAUACCUUACCUUGAAGAAAAAAUCCACGAGCAAUUCAGGACUCACAUUUACGGAUGGACUUGGGAAGAUCCGGCGGUGGACGUCAAGAAAUUGAACAUCAACAAAGAUGACCACAUCCUUGCCAUCACCUCUGCAGGUGACAAUGUGCUCCAUUACGCCUUGACGGCCAAACCUGCGAGGAUCCACGCCGUCGAUAUGAACCCGUGUCAAGGUCACAUUUUAGAGCUCAAACUUGCAGCUAUCCAGGCAUUGGAAUACAAUGAUUUCUGGCUCAUUUUUGGUGAAGGCCGCCACCCAGAGUUUGACAAGCUUUUGACUACCAAGCUAUCUCCCUUCUUGUCUUCACACGCCUACGCUUAUUGGAAAACCCAUACGUCUCAGUUCUCACGCAAUUUCUACUUUCGAGGCUACAGCGGCUGGGCUCUCCGUCUCGCCCAGAUUGCAUUCUUUAUCGCUGGUGUUAGAGGGGAUGUCAAGCGCUUGUGUCAGGCGACUUCGACGGCUGAACAGGAAAGGAUUUGGCAAAAGAAGAUUAGACCCGUUUUCUUGAACAAGGUGAUGGUCAAACUGUUUCUUGGUAAUCCACUCUUCAAUUGGCAUGCUUUGGGUGUUCCACAAAAUCAGAUGAAUUGCUUCUUACAGGAUGGGAGCGUGGAAGAUUACGUCAAGGCGACUUUGGACCCCAUCCCCACGCUUUCUACUCUCAAGGAUGACAACUAUUUCUUCCUCCUUUGCUUGAAUGGGAGGUACACUAGAACAUCAUGUCCCGCUUUUCUCAAACCUGAAGGGUUUAAAGCUCUCAAGAACAGCAAAAGUACAGAUGCGUUCAAGCUGCACACGGAUACUAUUCUCAACGUUUUGAGGGGUCUUCCCGAUGAGUCGCUCACCAAAAUCAUCGUCAUGGAUUCAAUGGACUGGUUCGACCCUAUUCCACCUGGCACCCCACUUCCCCAAGGAAAUUCAACAGCGCUAGAUACGCUUCAAGCGACUCCAGAGAAAGCACUCGAACACCUCCGUGCUGAAUUGGACUAUGAAAUACUCGAAAUGAAAAGAGUGUUAAAGGUUGGGGGUAUAGCGGUUUGGCGAAGUGCGGCCAAGAGGCCCUGGUACAGACAGAGAUUUGAAGCUGCUGGUCUCAAGGUUCAACCGAUAGAUAUUCGCGAGAAUCAAGAGGCCAUAGACCGCGUUAACAUGUACGCCAGCUUCUGGAAAGCGGUAAAGGUAAUGGAGUAAGAAAUAAAGUGUUGGGCAUCGUUUGCACGCGGUUCAUUUGCAAUCGUUACAAGUCGUGACAUUAGAUACCAAAACAGUUAAUAAAUUCCAGAUUCUAUCUAUAUACCACACAAAAUCAGAUAUGCUAUUUUGCUCAGCCGU